CUUUUUUCAAUAUAACUAGUGAAAUAACAACAUUAUCAAAAGGAGCCUCUACAUACAUGACACCUCAAGUCUGUAAUAACAACACUGCAAACACCAAACAUCUUGACCAAACUUGCCUAAAGCAUCAAUGCUUGAAACCAAUCAUUAGGAGCCAUGCCAAAGGAGAAGAAUGAUGAAGAUCCUGUCAGGACGUCCCUGGGAGAGAGUUACUCUGAAGAAGGGGUUGGCUGCAGCAGUGUGUGUGACACAUCACAAGAAGACAGUGGGAUCCAGGAUGGGGAGAAGAGUGGAGAGUGCACUGAAGCAACCAGCACCAGUAUUAUGCUGGAUUUUACUGGAGAGCCCAGUACAGAUGAAGGAAAUGAAAGCCUUGUGGAGAGCAGCAUGCCUGAGGGGGUGGAGCUUGACACAGAAGGGGAGGAAUUAGUGGCCGAGGAAGAGAAGCCCAUUGGGCCACCCGCAGUCCUGGAUGUUGUGCCUUCCUAUGACAGUGAUUGUAGUGGUGUUCUGACUGAUGUUGAGUUCAGCAUGCUCACUGGGAAGAAGAUCAAUGAAGCUCGUCCAAAGCAGUCUUGUUUUAACUGUUCAGGGGACCACAACAUGGCUCAGUGUACCCUUCCCCUGGACCACUCCAAAAUAAGUGCCAACCGAAAGAAGCGCAUGUCCAGCAGGAUGUCUGUGAGGUACCAUGAAGACUGUGAGAAUAAAUAUGGGCAGUAUCAACCUGGAAAAAUUAGUGACAACUUGCGCCAUGCUCUAGGACUGAGACCAAACCAGCUCCCUCUGUAUAUUUACCGGAUGCGUGUUCUAGGCUACCCUCCUGGCUGGCUGAAGGAGGCUGAGGUCCAUCAGGCAGAUGUGAAGAUGUAUGAUGCAACAGGAAGAACUGUGUCACAUCCUGAUGAAGAGGAGGGAGAAGCAGAACCUUUAACAGUAAAGUACAAACCAGAAAAGUUAGUCCGUUUCCCCGGCUUCAAUGACAAUGCACCUCGUGGAAUCAUAGAUGAGUCACAGAAAUAUAACUUCCCACCAAUGCAGCCGUGCCACCAGAUGUCAGAAUUCCUGCACUUCAUGAACCAGAACAAAGCUGAAGCCUAUAAGAAGAAAAAACUAAAAGAUUCAGAACUAAGGAGCAAAACUCCACCUCUCUCAAUAGAAAUGGAAGUGGAAGAAUGUGAAGGUAAAGCAGAAGAUAUUGUUUUUAACCCUCCAUUACCUGAAGAAGACCCUCCUCCACCUCCUCCACCAGAUACAAAAGAAUCUCCAUCCAUCAAGAGGGUCCUUGAGGUAGAAGAUGGAGAAAUAACUGAUGACUCCCAAGAGUCCAUGGAGAGCCUUACAGUCAAGAAACAGAGGAUAUUGAAGGAACUAGAGAAAGAAACCACACAAAGUGAUACCAAAGGAGACAUUGACAACAGUGAUGGAAACCGAGAGAGCCAAGAAGACUCUGAAGACAGCCAACUGUCACUCACCUCUAGUACAGACCCAUCUCAGUCAGAAAACUCUUGUAGUGGUGAUGGUACAAGUACAAAGAAAACAAAAACAAAGCGACAUCACAGGUCUCUCUCCAAGGGCUUCCAGUUGGGCACAGUGAUACCUGAGUCCUGUACUCCUUACAAAAGUCUGCCUUCUCCUGACAAAUGGACGGUAGAUGUAUCAGAUCAUAUUGUGUUUGACAACUUACCAGAUGCCCUGGGGACUUGGGAUAAGAUGAAAGGAGUAAUGGGUACAGUGAGAAAAAAAAUGACCAUAUUACAUGCAGAUGAAGAUGAUUAAUGACUAAGUUUUACACAAUGAAAAUAAAAGACCAUUGAUAACUUAACUGCAUGCAAUCUGGAAACUUCAGAUUGGUAUUGUAUUAGCUGUUCAUUGGUUGGGAUUGGCCAAGGUGGAUCCAUUAUAAAAACUGUGAGUGAUGUGCACUUAAUGUUAUUUCUUUACUUGGAAUGUCAAGAUGAGGCCAUUUGAAAGCUUGAGCAUUCUGUAUUUUUCAGAUGUCACCAUUCAUGUUUGGGAAAAAUAGUUAUAUUAAAAAUACUUUAUAUUCUUUUUUUUUAUUCUAUUAUUUAUUUAUUUAUUUUUUUUUAUUUUUUUAUUUUUUUAUUUAUUUGUUUUUAUUUAUCUAUAUUUAUUUUUUCUUUGUUAUCUUGUUUAUUUAUUUAUUUUUAUUUAUUAUUAUUAUUAUUAUUAUUAUUAUUAUUAUUAUUAUUAUUAUUAUUAUUAUUAUUAAUAUUUAUUUAUUAUUAUUUUUUUCUUAUUUAUUUAUUUAUUUUAUUUUACUUAUUUUUUUAAUUAAUUAAAUAAUUAAUUUAUUUAUUUUUAUUUAUUUUAUUUAUUUAUUUUUAUUUAUUUAUUUUUAUUUUUUUUUAUUUAUUUAUUUUUUUAUUUUUUUUUUGUGUGUGUGUGUGUAUGGCAUUCAAAAUGAAAAGCAGAACUUAGGUUUAAUUAAAGUAACAGUUAAGGCAUGUUAUAAAAGAUGUUUUCUCCUUUCCAUGAUAAUGAGUUCAAAAUGCUUAGAAAAAUAAACUUUUUCAGACUUGA
Messenger RNA from Scylla paramamosain (green mud crab), 2541 nucleotides. Its product is annotated as zinc finger CCHC domain-containing protein 8 homolog. The transcript has 10 exons. The record is from RefSeq and is a predicted model, not a curated record. NCBI's taxonomy places the organism in Eukaryota, Metazoa, Arthropoda, Malacostraca, Decapoda, Portunidae. Gene Ontology annotation, molecular function: RNA binding. Bases 154 to 1776 code for a protein of 540 amino acids. Gene Ontology annotation, cellular component: catalytic step 2 spliceosome.